This is a messenger RNA of Cladocopium goreaui, 1431 nucleotides long. The record is from the annotation of a GenBank genome assembly. NCBI's taxonomy places the organism in Eukaryota, Dinophyceae, Suessiales, Symbiodiniaceae.
AUGCCGCAGCUUUCUGAGAUGAAAAGCAUCAAUGCCUUGAACUUGGAGCCGGCCUUGCCGAAGUUUGAUGACAAGACCCGAUCGGAUUGGAUCAACUUCAAGCAGUCGCACACGCGCCAGGGGCAGGGAAACGUGCCGGCGCGCGAAGAGCUACAACAGUCUCUUCAGGCCAUCCAACAAAAGGAAGGCAACGGCAAGAAACCGACUGCACAGGGUCUGGAACGUACCAAUUCUAGUGGAGGAGGAAAUCACAGGGAAGGGACUCCCGCUGAGGAGUCGAAGGGUGAUGGAAGCUCCAAGUUUUCAUUCAAUCCAUCAGCCAAGGAAUUCUCUUUCAAUCCACAGGCAACCGCCUUCACCCCCACCAGCUCCAGUGCGGUGGCGCGCAACGGCGGGGAUGCGAAGCCGACUUCAGGAAGCAAGAAGGACACGGGAGGCGACAAGAACAGCGCUAUGGCGCCGGGACCGUUGCAGAAUGCACGGGCUCCGGGAGCGACCAAGUCCUUCUCCGACUUCCUGAAGCCGGCGAAAACCGGAGGAAAGAAGCAGACGGCAGAUGAUUUGCUGUCGAGGCUUUUAAAAGAGUGCCACAACCCGCAGAACUGCUCGCCCAAUUGGGAAUCUGCAAAGGGGCCAUCCUACAAAGAAGUUCUAGGACGGCCCACGGAAGGGCACCAGACUGCGCUGGCGCUGCAGUUGCAACAGCAUAUGCAACAGUCGUCUCAGAUGAAGCAGAUGCCGAGCUCGCAGCAGAACCAGCAAUCGAACCAGCAAUCGCAGCAGCAAAAUACACAGCAAAAUACGCAGCAGAUGCAGCAAAACCAGCAAAUGCAGCAGAUGCAGCAAAUGCAGCAGCAGAUGCAGUCUCAACAAAACACGCAGCAGGCACAACAGUCGCAGCAACCGUCGCAGCAAAUGGGAAUGCAAAUGAUGCAACCACAAGGCGGCUUCAUAAUGGCUGUGCCAGGGUGUGGCAACCAGCAGAUGUUGCAGCAACAGAUGUUUCAACAGAUGCCUCAAGGGGCUGGACGUGGUAACAAUUCCCAGGGCCAGGGAAUGCAGUCGCAACAGCAACCGCAGAUGCAGAUGGGCCAACAAAGUGGCCAGGGACAGCAGCAGAUGGGCGGCUGCCCUCAAAACAUGAUGGGGGGUCAAUUUGUGGCUCUGCAGGGAAACAUGGCCCAGGGCAACGUGGGCAUGACCGGCAUGGGGGCCAUGCCCAAAUUCGGAGCACAAGUGGUUCCCAUGAUGGUGCCUGCUGGGCAGUUCCCGCAAGGCUUUAUGCCCCAGGGAAUGCAGGGCGGCACCAUGCAGGGUAUGCAGCCACAAAUGGGCGAUGGCAGCAUGAUGCCGCAGAUGCAGAACCAGAUGAUGCAGCAAGGGCCUAUGCAGGGGUGCGGCUACCGCGGCAUGGGAGGCCCUGGCGAAUGA